Molecule: messenger RNA, 1085 nt
Organism: Sardina pilchardus (European sardine)
Lineage: Eukaryota; Metazoa; Chordata; Actinopteri; Clupeiformes; Clupeidae
Gene: loxl5a
Product: lysyl oxidase-like 5a
Exons: 7
Coding region: 72-776 (234 amino acids)
Biological process (GO): peptidyl-lysine oxidation; collagen fibril organization
Molecular function (GO): protein-lysine 6-oxidase activity; copper ion binding
Source: RefSeq, a predicted model, not a curated record
CGACCAAUGCAGCAAAUGUGACCAACAAUGAUUCCCGCAGCAACAAUCACAGGAAUUCAGUUUUUCACAAUAUGUAUCCCUCAAGUGGGAGAAUAAGACCACCAGGCCAUCCUCCACCUGCAUCUGGUUAUGGCACCAGGUACUUCCAUAAUGGUCUUCCAGACCUCAUCCCUGACCCUUAUUACAUUCAAGCAGCAUCUUAUAUCCAGCGUGUGCAGAUGUAUGCACUGAGAUGUGCAGCUGAGGAGAACUGUCUCUCUCGGUCUGCCUAUAGUCCAAGUGUCAGAGACCUUGACUACAGAGUACUACUUCGAUUCCCUCAGAGAGUCAAGAAUCAAGGAACUGCUGACUUCUUGCCAGUAAAACCAAGACAUGAGUGGGAGUGGCAUAGUUGCCAUCAGCACUACCACAGCAUGGAGGCUUUCAGUAAUUACGACCUGUUGGAAAUCUCCACUGAGAGAAAAGUGGCUGAGGGACACAAGGCAAGUUUCUGUCUUGAGGACACUAGCUGUGAUCCCGGUGUAAGGCGACGCUACGCUUGCACAGUUCACACACAGGGAUUGGGCCCUGGUUGCUAUGAUACAUAUCAUGCCAACAUUGAUUGUCAGUGGAUUGACAUCACUGAUGUGCCUCCAGGAAAUUACAUUCUGAAGGUCACAGUGAACCCUUCACGACAGGUGGAGGAGUCUGAUUUCUCCAACAAUGUUGUCAGGUGUGACGUCAGAUACACAGGCCCGCAUGUACACAUGCGCAACUGCAGAAUAACUGUAGACUAACUUCUUCAAGAGGAGAAAUCAAGUUCUAAGGAUUUCUAUUUAUUUGAGCACAGUACAAAAUAACAGUUUUUCCUUUAAUACUGAUGCAAUUGUGUGCAGUUCAGUCAGUAGUAAUUGAGUAACUGAGAUGUGAAAGAGGUAAGCCAUUAACUACAUGCAUAACAAUAAUAACAUAGUGUAAUCAACAAUGUGUCCACAUCAAUAUCAAGCUUUGAGCUUUAAGGAUGAUUAUUUCGGAUGUCCUUUUCAUCAGCUAGCUCAUAUAUUCCACACAUAUCGCUUUAAUGCCACACCUUUCAAUUCAAUGCA